Messenger RNA from Cantharellus anzutake, 1545 nucleotides. RefSeq names its product laccase. The record is from RefSeq and is a predicted model, not a curated record. Lineage: Eukaryota; Fungi; Basidiomycota; Agaricomycetes; Cantharellales; Hydnaceae. Gene Ontology annotation, molecular function: oxidoreductase activity; copper ion binding. The transcript is spliced from 16 exons. Bases 1 to 1545 code for a protein of 514 amino acids.
AUGCUCAACUUUCUUGCAUGCAUUCUAGCGCUGACGCUGGGAUCUGCGAACGCUAAACAACGACAUUAUACUCUCAACAUCUUGGACGCCAACGUGAAUCCGGAUGGGUAUACAAGGCCUGCAGUCACUGUUGAUGGGACCUUCGGCCGUCUGCUCACCGCGGAACGCCACGACGACUUUCAAGUCGAGGUCAACAAUCAGUUGAACGAUCCUAGGAUGCUCAAAGGAACUUCUAUUCACUGGCAUGGCAUCUUCCAACACCGUACCGCCGCAAUGGAUGGCCCCGCGUUUGUCACUCAGUGCCCAAUCGCUUCGGGGUACAGUUUCAAGUACAAGUUUCCCACUGGAGGGCAAACUGGGACGUACUGGUACCACUCACACUACGCGACUCAAUACUGCGAUGGCUUGCGAGGUCCCAUUGUUGUCUAUGAUCCUCAGGACCCUUAUCAGCGAAUGUACGACGUAGACGACGCGAGUACUGUUAUAACAUUCGCAGAUUGGUAUCAUACGUUUGCUCCAGUACUCUCGGGAGGACCACCUCCAAGACCUGACUCGCACCUGAUCAAUGGUCUCGGUCGCAUUCCGGGUAACACGACACAACCUCUAUCGGUCAUUUCAGUACAGAAGGGAAAAAGAUACCGCAUGCGACUCGUUAACAUCGCAUGCAGUCCCAACUAUCUUAUAACCUUCGAAGGACAUACGAUGACUGUAAUCGAAGCGGAUGGCAUCACGACUAAGCCUCAGGUUGUGAAUUCAUUGCAAAUUUUCGUGGGUCAGCGUUAUUCUGUCAUUGUCACCGCAGAUCAACCCAUCGGCAAUUACUGGAUUCGAGCUAGCCCUUCGAAUGGUCCGCAAGGCUUCGUCGGUGGAAUCAAUUCCGCCAUUCUUCGUUACCAAGGUGCCCCCGUGCUGGAGCCUAAUGGUACUGCACAAACUUUAGGAACAACACUUCUCGAACAAAAUUUGAUACCUUACUCUGACCCCACACCCCCUGGUGGUCAUAAUCCUCCUGACGUACCCCCCUUCGUUUUCAACAUAGUAUUCAGUAACGGUUCGUUCCUCAUAAAUGGUGCCUCCUACGAAUCCCCUUCUGUUCCAAUUCUUCUACAAAUCCUAAAUGGAGCGGAUCCCAAGGAUCUACUCCCCAAGGGAUCUGUAUAUGUCCUACCGAGGAAUAGCGUGAUCGAGAUUUCUGUUCCUGGUGGAUCGCCUGGGGCUCCGCACCCCUUCCAUCUGCACGGACAUAAGUUUAGCGUUGUCCGCAGCGCAGGGCAGACCUUGUAUAAUUAUGACAAUCCAGUCCAGCGAGAUGUCGUUUCGACAGGCAAAUCAACAUCGGAUUUCACCACGAUUAGAUUCAGAACGGAUAAUCCUGGUCCUUGGAUCUUCCAUUGUCAUAUUGACUGGCAUCUUGGAAAGGGUCUGGCCGUCGUCUUCGCAGAGGAUCCUGCGGGACAAGUGAAAGGACCUCAAUCUCAGAAACACAACAAGGCUUGGGAUCAAUUAUGUCCUAUUUGGGAUUCGAUUCCCGAUUCCGAUCAUUGA